CACGCAGUCCAAGCCCAGUCUGUGUGGAGACGUCAAAGAAGCUUUUGGGAUAUUUGAAGCGGCUCACCUGUCGUUCCCUGGCUAAACUUGCUCCCUGUGGUCCUUAACCUCACAACAGAGACGCCCUGACCAAUCGUCCAAGAAGAACCGACGAGCGAGCGUGAGAGUGGGUGACCUUCCUUGCGAGCCUCCUCUCCCGGGCUCACCUCUCCUCGGGGGGCGGCUUAUUCGAAGCUCCCGGCAGCGGCGGGCGGCGGAGUCGACAUGACCGAGCUGCGGCGACGAGGGGGCGGCGGGGAGGACCCGGACAGCACCGACAACCUGAGCGAUAAGGAGGCCGAAGGCGAGGAUGACAGGCUGGUGGGCAUGCAGGGCGACAUGGAGGGCGAGUGCGACGUGGACACCAAAGCGGACGCCGUGGAUGUGCCUGCGUCCACGGCAGACACAGACAACACGCCACAGUGUCUCAACAAGGCUCUGGAGGGACUGGCGCCGAGAUGGAAGAACUACUGGAUCCGCGGAGUUUUGUCUCUCGCCAUGAUUUCCUUCUUCUUCCUCAUCAUCUACCUGGGACCAAUUGCUCUCAUCUUGAUUGUGAUGACGGUGCAAAUCAAGUGUUUCCAGGAAAUCAUUACAAUCGGCUACAAGGUCUAUCGCUCGUAUGACCUGCCCUGGUUCAGGACACUCAGCUGGUACUUCCUGGUGUGCGUCAACUACUUCUUCUAUGGCGAGACGCUGGCCGAGUACUUUGGCGCGCUGGUGCAGAGAGAGGAGCCCCUGCAGUUCCUGUCUCGUUACCAUAGGUUUAUCUCCUUUGCCUUGUACCUGGCAGGUUUCUGCAUGUUUGUGCUGAGUUUAGUGAAGAAACAUUACCGCCUGCAGUUUUACAUGUUUGCGUGGACCCAUGUGACGCUGUUGAUUGUGGUGACUCAGUCGCACCUAGUCAUUCAGAAUCUGUUUGAAGGAAUGAUCUGGUUCAUCGUGCCCAUCUCCAUUGUGAUCUGCAAUGACAUCGGCGCCUACCUGUUUGGCUUCUUCUUUGGACGCACGCCGCUCAUCAAGCUCUCACCCAAGAAGACCUGGGAGGGCUUUAUCGGCGGUUACUUCUCCACCGUGAUCUUUGGAUUCGUUUUGUCGUCGCUGCUGUCCCAGUUCCAGUACUUUGUGUGUCCGGUGGGCCUGAGUAGCGAGAGUGGCAGCUUGUUCACGGUGGAAUGCGAGCCGUCCGACUUGUUUGUGCUGCGGCGGUACAACCUGCCGGCGCUGGUCCGCAGUGUGCUGCCGUGGGAAACCGUGACGCUGUACCCGUUCCAGAUCCACAGCAUUUUCUUGUCGUCAUUUGCGUCGCUCAUCGGCCCUUUCGGCGGAUUUUUCGCCAGUGGCUUCAAGCGAGCCUUCAAGAUCAAAGAUUUUGCCAGCACCAUCCCGGGACACGGAGGGAUCAUGGACCGUUUCGACUGUCAGUACCUGAUGGCUACCUUCACCCACGUCUACAUAGCCAGCUUCAUCAGGGGUCCCAAUCCCAGCAAAGUCCUGCAGCAGCUGCUCAUGCUGCAGCCGGAACAGCAACUUAGCAUCUUCAACACACUGACCUCGCACCUGAAGGACCGAGGGCUGCUGCCCCCCGCGGCAUGAAGGCGGCUCGACGGGAAACCGUGUGCGUGAUGGCGCAACUACUGUAUGUACACAACAACACAUGAAGCGUGUCGUAUCCUGACAAUUCUUUAUCCGACUUGAAACCUGCACUAGCUUUAAGUUAAAAAAGAAAAAAGGUUGUCAAAAAAAAAAAAAAAAAAAAAGUGUUUCAUCGGUUUUGGAGCAUUGCAUCCGACCACCAUAUUUGAUCAGAAAGUGGUCAAAGCCCACGUUGCACUGACGCGCCAAUAAUGAGUCAUCGGUUAGCGGCCUAGCACAUGUGCUAACCGGCGACUGUUCACUUUAGCCCCACGCUUGUCAAGUCACCAAACGUAAUGCUAGAUGCUAACGUACAUAAAGAAAUGUCGAGCUAAUAUAUACCUAUCGAUAAUAUCAGCAAAAAGUAAAAAUACAAAUCAAACAGAUCUUUGUAGUUAGCGAGCAUGGACAGACACAUUUCGUAGAUUUGAAUAUUUAGAUCAUGAAAAAAAUCUUUUUAUAUUUCCCGAGUAGUUAGACGACGGCAUCAACGUACAUAAAGUUAACAUGUAACUUUAGAUGCAAUAAUAACCAGCAUGCUCUGCAUAGGGUGGGAACAUGCUAGCAACUAGCACAGAUGCUAAGAGUAUAUAGAUAGAUAGUUUCAUAGCAAAAAAAGUAGUUUUAUUUAUGAGUAAAGUGACGGGGAGCAUUCAAUUCAUGAAGCCUCCUAAACUUUAGAUACAAUAAUGUCAAGUUUCUUAUGCUAAGAAGUUUGCAUUUUCUUGGCAGUCACUAGUGUGUAGCGCUAGCUCAUUCAGCUAACAAUAUUUGAGCAUGUGUGUGGUGUAAGCAUAGUUCAGCUGCUAACUGCUAAACUCCCCAGUUUGCAUUAUUGUACGACUACUACUACAACUACUACUGAGGUUGAAGAAGCACUAAAAUAUUCCUAAUGCUAACAAGGGCAGCCACACUGAACAGCAAAAAUUUGCUAACUACUUGCAGACGUAAUGAGAGAAAACUCAAAUUAGACUAUUUUUUAAAACUGGAAACAGUCGUUCAUGUUACCUUUGUUAACAACGCUCUUGCUAACCACUGAACAAGGCUUGUGGCUUGUAGUACUGCUUUGCUCCACAGGUAAUGACUUGCUAAACUAAAAGGUGCUUUUUUUGUUUUGUUUUGGAUGUUAAGGAAGUUGACAUUUUCUUGGCCGCUAGUUUGUUCAGUUAAAGGCUAGCCUGGCUGCUAACCUCUAAACGGCUAACCAGUUAGCAUUGUACUACUGAAGAAGCACUAAAAUGUCCCUACCCGCAAACGUCGAGAGCCGCACUGAGCCCCACUUUUUUAAAGGCUUUUAUUGCGUGAAAUUAAAUAUUUUAAUGAUGUUUUUGAAUGUAGUUUGCAAUGAAGGCUUUUGCAGAUGAUAUUUUGUGCAAAUUUACUCCAAAUGUUGGUGCGAUUCUUGGGGGGCAGGAAGAAGAGGUUUACCAAAGCGUUUUGUUUUCUGUUGUAGUUUUGUUUCGUUUUUUUCCUCUCUUAACUUCGUGCUGCUUUUUUUUUCUGGGUGGACUGAGUCCAGGACAUUUAUUUUAAAAAGUGCUACUGGGACCAGAUGAGGGGCUUUUAUUGUGAAACUCACCACUUCCUGUCACAGCUGCCCACUGAGUUGAUUUUGAAUAUGUUGACGUUCAUAUUCAUCAGAGCAUGCUUUACGGACCGAAAUAUUAAGCCCAAAACAACAAGAUGUGACAGUAAAGAAAUGAGACCCAAAUUAGUCUUUGAAAUAUUAGGCCCAAAACAACAAGGUGUGACAGUAAAGAAACAAGACUCCCAACUUGACGCCAAUUAACUGAUACAGCUUUGUUCACUUAAUGUGCUCUGCACUGGUUGUUUUCGACAAACAAACAGACAAACAAAACCGGGCUACCAAAUAGCAUCCGUUUGAUAGCCCUUUAAGCAACAGAUACUUGAACACAAAUGGAUGGCGCAAACACUUGUAGACAGAUUAUAUAAAAAAUAUUCCAAUCAUUUAUUCUUUAUCCUCUGUGAAGAACGGCGAACGAUACUGUAGCUUACAAAGGAGUUGGUACUAUCACCACGUCCAUCGGUAUGUUUGUACUCUUCUUCCACCAGGUGGCCAAGGCGCAUAUAAUAUGCACCGCACAAUAUUCGAAAAAUUGCACCGAAACCGAAAAGUAACUCUUUAAAUUGUCAUUCCUAUAUGUUUUAUGAAGUACAUGACACUGUGACAUAAGCAGUCAGCCAAUAGACAUCGAGUUAGUCUCGUGUUUCUUGUCACAACUUACGCAAAUAACUUGACAGAAAAUUGACAAUCGGCUCUGGAAUCUUUUUUUUUUGUUUCCGAGUUUGGGAAGCCCUAUAGAGUUUAUUUUAAAAAGGUGAAAAGCUCCAUUUUGAUUGUCCCCUUGACAGACUCGCACGUUCAAAAUCAAUCAGGAUUGGCCAUGACAUCAAUGAGUGUGCCACUUAAUUUUUUUCUGUCAAUCCCACCCCCAUCCCCUCUUUGGGUUGUGUAAAUUCUUCCAUCAGAGAAAAUAAUUUUUGAAAAAAAAAA
Syngnathus acus (greater pipefish) is the source of this 4189-nucleotide messenger RNA. RefSeq names its product CDP-diacylglycerol synthase (phosphatidate cytidylyltransferase) 1 (gene cds1). Gene Ontology annotation, cellular component: endoplasmic reticulum membrane. The coding region runs from base 265 to 1635 and encodes 456 amino acids. The record is from RefSeq and is a predicted model, not a curated record. Gene Ontology annotation, molecular function: phosphatidate cytidylyltransferase activity. Lineage: Eukaryota; Metazoa; Chordata; Actinopteri; Syngnathiformes; Syngnathidae. The transcript is spliced from 13 exons.